AUGAUCCGGAGCCUGCACCAUGGAGCUGGUGGUUCGCACUCACCGUGUUUGCGACAGCGGGCUCACCUGGAUUCCGUGAAUUUGCUCCCAAACGCGGUCAGGACGCCUCCGAGGCUGAUACGCCACACGGACGCUGGCAUUCUUCCAGGAAAUGUGGGUCCCGCAUCUCUACUCGAUCUCUUUUUAGUGACGCCCGUUAUCGACAUGUCCGACCCGAGCGCUUGCCACCGCGUCGACAUCCUCGCGGGAUGUCACCUCUCACCUUCAUUUAUCAACGCAUCGCGCCGCGCCAAUCACCUCUGCGCAGCGAAUGUCACCAACGAUUCGACAGCGGACGACGAGCGACCGCGUCCGCUUGGCACAAAAUGGCGCUCGCAGGGCGUGUUCUCAUCAAAACGCAGCCUCACAUGGUACUGA
This is a messenger RNA of Sparassis crispa, 417 nucleotides long. RefSeq lists its product as hypothetical. Lineage: Eukaryota; Fungi; Basidiomycota; Agaricomycetes; Polyporales; Sparassidaceae. The transcript has a single exon. The record is from RefSeq and is a predicted model, not a curated record. The coding region runs from base 1 to 417 and encodes 138 amino acids.